Molecule: messenger RNA, 1642 nt
Organism: Portunus trituberculatus (swimming crab)
Lineage: Eukaryota; Metazoa; Arthropoda; Malacostraca; Decapoda; Portunidae
Gene: sicily
Product: NADH dehydrogenase (ubiquinone) complex I, assembly factor 6-like
Exons: 8
Coding region: 1-1236 (411 amino acids)
Biological process (GO): biosynthetic process
Source: RefSeq, a predicted model, not a curated record
AUGCGUCAGGAGUUGUGCCACCAAGCUCUUGCCAAAACCUGGAAACACCACUCGCUGUCUCCUGUGGCACCACUCAGCGAUGGGUAUGCCUUUACAAUUAAAAAUGAGAUAGUUCAGAAGCGUCCAGUUGUAACAAACGAACUCUUUGUGCUAAAAGUAGAAAUUGUAAUAUUCCGUGAGAAUGACAGUUUAGCCAACCUCCCCGAGAGAGGGAGAGUUGGCACGCGUGGCACUUCUCCACUUGUAAACAUGGCACUGUGGCGGGUUGGUGCGGCGCCCUUGGUGGCUCCCUUGCGGCACUUGUCUGGUGUGACCGUGACUCCUGGCGAUUGGGGAGGCGUGGCAGGGAGCAGAUCACACUCCACCACGCCCGCCACCACGCCCGCCAGGAGGACCAGCACCACCACGCAGCACUGCCUGGACGCUGUCAGACGUAACGAUUACGAAAAUUUCCUGGCACUGUUGCUACUUCCCCAGGGUGCUCGAUCUGCUGGAGUGGCAGUGCGAGCCUUCAACGUGGAAGUGGCCCAGGUUCAAGAUGUGACCUCCGAGAUACUGAUAGCAAAAAUGAGACUACAGUUUUGGAGGGAAACACUUGACGAGCUGUACAAUGAUGACGUUCCCCGGCAGCCAGUGGCCUUAGAACUUCACAGGGCUGUCAAGAAGCACCGUCUCUCCAAGCGUUGGCUGCGCAGUCUGAUUGAUGCCCGGGAAGAGCAGCUGGAGAGGAGGUACUUCUCUUCCAUAACAGAGUUAGAAGUGUACAGUGAAAAGUCCAAUUCUGCACUUUAUUAUCUCAUCCUUCAGGCGCUGGGUUCAGAAAACCUUCAUGCAGAUCAUGCUGCCAGCCACCUGGGCAAGGCUGAAGGGAUCAUUAAAGCCCUGAGAGGCAUCCCACAUAAUGCCUCCAAGAGAAAAGUCUUCCUCCCGCAGGAUAUCAUGAUGAAGCAUGGAGUGUCACAAGAAGACGUCAUUCGUGGAAGUCGUGAGCAGAAUCUCAAAGAUGUGAUCUAUGAUGUUGCAAGUCAGGCUUAUCAGCAUGUGGAGCAUGCCCGCAGCAUGAUGGAGGACGUCCCAAAGGAGGCAAGAGUUGCUCUCCUUCCUGCUGUGUCAGUCUCUUCCUUCCUCAAAGCACUCCAGAAAGCCCAGUUUGAUAUAUUUGAUCCAAGCCUCCAACUCAGAAAUAAUUGGCUUCCAUGCUCAUUACUUUGGGCCAAAAUGUGUAGAAAAUACUGAAAAUUAAGCAGCUUAUAUGAAUGACUUUUUAUAUGUAAUUAUUUAUUAUGGGAUUGUAGAGUGAAGCCUUAGGACUUGGCAACCAUCUCGGAAAGGCCAAGCAUCUCAUUAAUUUGGUAAGAGAGCAAAUAUUUACCAGGUCUCUCUCUCAAUUUUUUCUUUUCUUUUUUUUUACUAUGAAAAUGUGGCUGCUUCCUACUGAUGUUGUGGUUAAUGAGUGAAGCCUUAGGAACAGCAGGUGUAUUGUACAGUACAUACCUAAGGAUAGACUAUAUGUAAAUAUGAAACACUAAUAAUUGUGCACAACUGCUGGUCAGUUACUCAGGUUAUUUAUUGUAAAUAUACUCAGCAGCUUUCUAUCACAACUGAGAUAUAAAGAUGUUUUUAAUAAAUGAGAUGAAAAAGA